UGUAAAUAACAAAUUUUUACAAGAAUAUUUAGUUCCGAAGUGAAAUAUGAAAGUUAUUUUGUUAUAUUUACUACGAAAAAAGAAACAUAUUGAACAUUUUGAAUCGUAACUUGUAAGCUGGUCAAGCAGGCAUUAGCAAGCAAUCAUACCCCACGGACCAAUAACUCAAAAGAAUAUUUCCAUAAAGCGCUGAACACAUCUUACUAUGGAAAUUGAGUGGCAAGCGCGACGCGCGCAAUGCUAAGGCCCAUAGAGACGAUGAUUGCUAAACAAACAACAAUAAAAAAAAAAAGAAAUAGCAAUAGCGAGAGUGCGGGGGUUAUAAGCACUAUACUUCUCUGAAUAGACAAGCGAACAAUAAAAAUUAGGCGCAUAUAAUGGGAAAACAAGCACAAGGAAUACACCGGGGAGUAGGUAGAUUGGCAGCUUCGAGCACAAAAAACCCGUGGGAAAUUGCAGAAAUGUAUUUACAAUAUUCUAAAUAUAAAUAUUGUAGAACGAAAAAUAGCGCAAAAACGCUCAAACGCAUACACAUACGUGUAGCCUAGAACAAAGUAUUAAAAUAAGCGAGUUGUGAAGCAGCUGAGCUUUCACAACCAAAGAAAGCACAUUUCACUCCUUUUUCCUUCUUCAAAUCAUCAACCCCGGUGCACGACGGAAAUACUUAAUUUGCUGUGUUGCCACACUUCCGCAAUCAAUACAGCGAGAUAGACAAGACAAGUACUAAGAUUCAGAGCAAAGUGGGGUCAAUAGAAUGGAAAGAGUGACGGAAGAUUUUUUGUUUUGUUGUUGUGCAACAACUCAAUCAAUCAAAAAGCCGUUAAGUGCAUUUCAUAUUCACGCUUCAAUGAACAAUUAACGGAUACAACGAAGUAGAGAAUCGUAAAUGUAUAAUAGAUAACGCAUAAAGGGGGCAAAAGACUUCUCGUGAGAGGGGAGUAGAAGGAAGAAACUCAAGUAUUGAUGCAAAUGAAACAAAAACCUAAUGACUUGUUUAUUAAAUGACUGGAACAUAAAGAUGAUCCGCACCGGCGCUUCACUUGUCGUCGGCGAUGAAAAUCAACCAAGCGAGCCCAGCAACUACUAUGGCGACACCUCGGGCGUACAACCGGCAUCAACGCGGCGUCGGCAAUCCGCCAGCAACAUGCGCGGACGUACAAGGCGACCAGCAGUGAGUGGCGAUGAGAGUGGCCAACAGCAAUAUUGGCGCGGUAGAGUGGAAAAUGACAAUACCCCCGGCAAUCCGAGCCAAGGGCGUGACGAAUUGCGCGGGGGUGGCAGUCGGAAACGCAAACAACCCGCCAUACGUGAACCCCUGGCCGCGCUCGAAAAGGAGCAGAAGUUGUAUGAGCUGCGCGAUAAGCAACGCCAGGAGACUGCACCGAGUGGCAGCGCACGCGAUAAAUCCUAUCGGCGGCCUUACUCGCAAGCAAAGAAGGAUGCUGAACUGACAGUUGGUUUAAGUGCGUCCGGCGCGAGCGGGAAAACAGCCGUCGACUUGAAACAUAUACUCAAGAACGCCGGCGGUUUGAGUUUGAGUGAGAUUUUGCAGCAGAAAAAUCUAUCGUUGGACGAUCUGCUGAAGGGCAAACAGAACGCAUUGCAGGUGUUGCAGAGUACAGCAGCGGCACCGCAGCCACAGCCACCGCCGACACCGACCAAGACGCUCGACAGUAAACCUAUUAAGCCAAUGCGCCGUGUGCCGUAUUUUAGUAGUGUUGAGGAGGCUGCGGACGGCGUAACGCAACAAACGCAUACAGAGGGCGAUUUUGACUUGAGUGUAGAGUCGCGCACCACACCAGACGCAACGGCGCCCGACGUUGAUGCACAACUGCGUAGCAAAGUGAAGAUGCCGACAUUGCAUCGCUUGAAAUAUUUCAGCAGUUCAACACGCGUUGCUGCGGGUAGUACAACGAGACGAGUUAGCACGCCGCCAAGCGCCACAACCACAACUAGCACCACGACUACCACUACGACAACUCGCUUGCCGAUUUAUAAGAAGAAUUUUAUGCUGCGCUCCACGCUUAAGCCGACGUUUAUGCUAAAGAAUGUUAUAUCCUCAGCGCCAUCAAGCGCGGAGCCGGAUACAAGCGACGAGACAAACUUUGAGGAAAAACUGACCACCACCAUAGUCAACAAUAGAUACAAUAGGGAGCCGACGGCGGUAGGCGACGAGGGGUUGGAUGAACAGGAGCUCGCUGCAGAUGAGAAACCGGAUGUGAAGACAGUUACCCCAGACAACGCAGAUACCGAGGAGCAACAAGAGGAGGAGUACCUGCGGGAUGAAGAGGAAACAGAUGUGCAACCUACAAGUAAAUUCGACUUUGCUGAGCGGGACUUACAUUACGACUUGCCCAAAACCAGCAUCAGCACCACGCUCAGCACGACGCCGACUACGCUUGCCACAACCAAGCUCACCAUAGCACCGAAGCUCGCGUCAAGCGCACCAAGCAGCCAAGCCACGUCUACAACGAGCGAAAACGCAGCUGGUGAGCGGACAAAACCCGCACUAGGUACACAAUCAAAUCUAAAAACGAACUCCAUUGAGACAGAUGACACACGUGUGCAGUCACGAGAUGCCAACGUCGAAAUUAAUGGUCUUGAGAAUUUCUUCGGCGGCGAAACAACCGCAACUAAGCAACAACGUGCAAAGUCCACCACCGCCGUCGUGGAAAACAUUACGCCCCGCAUCGAUUACGUGAAGCCAGCCAUACCCGGCGAUACCUAUAGCUAUCAGGACUCUGUGCCCGACUUUGACGGCGUAGACGAUCGCACCGACCUACUCGAGCUCAUUGAAGAUCGUCGCUCCGGGAAUCGGCUCUUUAAAGUGCUUGAGCAGCGCAACAUGACGCUCGAGGAGCUCAUCGAACAUCGCAAACGUGGCUCCAGCCAACUACACUUGGCCACAGUCGUACAAAAUCGUUCGCGAUUUUUUCCCGGUCAGAAAGUCGUUCUACACGACAACAUGGAUAUUGUUACAGCAUUUGAAAACUUUCCGCAUUUCAAUUUGAUGGAUUUGAAGAGUGUCAAACCGGACGAUAUAAAGACGGACUCGCAAGGAGCCAGCUACUUUACCUCCAUCAUCGACAUCGAGCCGACGGAUGAGAUAUAUAAGGAUGAGACUGGCGGCGGAGGCGGAAAAGGUUCCGCCAUACAACCACAACGAACAGAAAAAGCUGUAGGUUUUUUUCCCUCCUGGAAAACUUUGGCACUUGCCUCACUAGCCACCAGUACGCGCAACGACGCGUCCACCAAACGCAACCCAUUCUUUUUACAACCGCCACAGAUGCUGCUCGAAAACACUUCCGUUGAGUUGGACGACAACGAUUUUCUCUUAGACAACGAAACAAAUACAAAGAUGUACGUGGAGCCACCGCAACAGCAGGAGCUGACCGCCGCGCAGCUAGAAAUCGCCAGUCUUAACCACAUCGACACCGUUGAGGCAAUUGAGAACGAGGUGGCGCGUGCCCACGACCUGCUCGAUCUCGAGCUAUCCGGUCAUGGCUUCAAGCGCAGCCCGGCGACCGCAGCUGUAUCCAUAGCCAACAGCCAAAGCAACAUCUACAGCAACAUGCCGGCAAGCAUACGCUCCGCAAUAGUCGCCAGCGCGGCCAUUGUGCUCACCUCGCUCGUCACAUUCAUGGUGAUAUUCGUAGUGUGCCGCUGGAAGCAGCGACGUCAGCGUAAAACCAGCUACACCAAAACAUACAACGCCAUGAAAAGCAAGCUACCGACUGUGGCGAAUUCAUCGCGGCGCUCGUCCUUGCGCAACAUGGAGGAGCUGGUCGGCGGCGUAUCCACGGUGUCGGUUUCGCCGGUACAUCAGCUGCAGCGGCAGAGUUCUCUACUCUUCCCACGCCAUUGCAGUAGUAUGGACGUGGAUGAGUUGAGCGGCGGCACUGGCUGUGGAGGUGGCGGCAGGCGUAGUAAAAUAGUACGCGAAGCGACGCGUAACAGUUUGGGCAACAGCGGCGGCAUUGGCAGUGCCACGGGCAGCACAACAUCGCUGGCGUUAUCCCUGCAGAGCGUACACAACAGCUCCACCAACAGACUCAAUACAAUGGAUCCGAAUUCGCCGGAAGUGCAGGAAUACUUGUUUGAUGCGCUGCGAAAAUCGUAUUAAAGCAAUUUUUGGAAAAAAGAAAAUCUGUUGUAGAAUAAGUCUUUUGUAAGUUUUAAAGUUAAAAACGAGAAAAAAACGAGAAAAAACGAAUAACGGAACGAAUUGCCAAAUGGAAAAAACAGAAACACAGUAAAUUAAAUAUACACUAUAACUGUAAAAAAAAA
Ceratitis capitata (Mediterranean fruit fly) is the source of this 4287-nucleotide messenger RNA. RefSeq lists its product as uncharacterized. Bases 986 to 4123 code for a protein of 1045 amino acids. The record is from RefSeq and is a predicted model, not a curated record. Lineage: Eukaryota; Metazoa; Arthropoda; Insecta; Diptera; Tephritidae. The transcript is spliced from 3 exons.